Molecule: messenger RNA, 3783 nt
Organism: Neurospora hispaniola
Lineage: Eukaryota; Fungi; Ascomycota; Sordariomycetes; Sordariales; Sordariaceae
Exons: 2
Coding region: 1-3783 (1260 amino acids)
Source: RefSeq, a predicted model, not a curated record
AUGACCGACCCAGAUGCCAGCCCAUCAUCCAACCUUCGUCCGCGCCGAGCAACCAAACAACCCGACCUCGAUUCUGACCGCCAUGAUCAUGCCUCGACAGCCAUCUCUCGCCAGGACCACCAGGUCACGACGAACCUCCCUGACGUCUCUGUGACUUCCUCGGAUCUCAACGACGUCAAGGAUGACUACGACGACGCCAGUAUACCGCCUGAUCAGCGACAACUCCGUUCCCAUCACCCUCGCGCCGAUGACCGAAAUUCCUCUAAAGGCGCCCUCCGUGCUCAUAAGCACAGAACGAAUGGCGCCUUUCUCCUUUCGGAUCCCGCCCUCGGCGCGCAUACUCAACAUACCCAGCUGCAGUUACCUAAGAGGCAGAGCUUGUUAGAGCAUGGCAGGAAAAGGAUCACUAAGAAUGGCCUGGACAGGUCGCCUGGCCGGAACAAACUUACGGGCCCCUCAAACGAAGUAGGCUUGGGGCUUGUUCAGCGCUCAGGGUCGACAGCUGAGCCAUCUGUUCGACAACCAACCUCCAUCAACGAUAGUACGGUCACGUCGAACCGCGGCUCUCCGGCCGGUGAGACGGUCAUUGGAACAAAUCCAUCCCCACGAACCAGCAUGGCGCUCCUGGAUAUGGAGUCGGCCCAUAUCGUGAACAUGGCUCUUAACCUGAGCGAGUCGAGAAGGAUAGCGUCGCGAAGGAUCAUCUCUCAGCCAGUGCCUCCAAGACUAGGACCAGUGCCGGAAAACAGUACCGGAGGAAGUCUUCGACAACACCUGCAGCAGCAGAGAAAAGUUUCGCGGAAUAUGUCACCUAGACCGGACCACUCCCCGCGCAUCGCAUCUGCACGGUCACUGCAAGCUUCAGCCGGUCUCGAAGCAUACCAGUACCACUUUUCCCAGUCGACCUUGGCGAGAGCGCAGAAGGCAAGGGAAUACUUGGGGCUGAUGGCACAAUACAGACGGUUAUUAGAACUGCUACCCCCAUUGAAGGCCGCCCGAUCAGCAACGUAUUCCACCGUUAGUCCUCCCCUGACGCCUAGUGGCCCUAACUUCCCCACAAGACCAACUACUCAUGACGCCGAAACAACAAUUGGUCGUCCUUACAAUCCGCUGCAGUAUAUCCGCAACAGGAAGAUUCGGGCUCGUGAGAAAAAGACUUUGGAUGGAGAGGGUCAGGGCUUCAACGAUGUUGAAAGGGUUUCUGAAUGGGUUGACGAAGUAGCCAAAUGGAUCGCCAAGGGCCAGGACCGAAUACCGGGAAACCCUUCGAUACCUCCGUUCUCUCCGACUCGUAUUCUCUCUCAGGAAAUCCCGCCCCAGUCCCUUGGCUCUAAGCCGACAACAGCAACACCCAAACUGAAACGACCACGGGUUGAUUGGGCCGUAGAUCCGGCAGAUAUGAUCGCAGACAUCUAUUGGCUUGAACAGGACGACAACAAGUUCCUUGUAGAGGAUAGGAAUUGGAAACGCCUCUUUCCUCAAGGUGGUGCCGAAAUUUACCGUUCGCUCUCAAGAGAUGAUACUCCAGGCUCAAGCAAGAUCUUUUCCAACUCCAACAGCAUUACGACUCUAGACAAGGCUCGCACGGAACAGUCACCCCAAGUUGUGGAACCAAAGACAACACAAAAGGCGCAUCACGAGCAACCGCACGGCUUUAGUGCCAGUCGGGCUCGCGACAAAGCACAACAGAAACUUCGGGCGAUCAGGGAAUCCCACCAUCGAGCCAACAGCUCCAUAUACAAUCGCGAUAUUCUUCGCAUCCAUAGACGCUCCUUUUCAGAGUCGUCUGAUACAGACAGCGAUCGGAAGCGACGGGGCAGACACGGGACCAUCUCCAGUAGUGGUAAGGACAUACUGGCAAGGCAGAUGGAAGACAUGAUCGCUCAGGAGCAAAGAGAUAUCGAAGCACAUCCUCUUCAUGACCAGGAUACGCAACAGCUGAAGCUCCCAGAUGCUGGAUUAGCGCUGCCCGAAAAGGGUCAGGAGUGGCCGCGGAUUACAUCGACGUCUGACGGGGCUGACAAUGUUGAAGGCCGCAGGCCGGCAUCUCGCUCUGAGCCGGCUGAUUGGGAAGGCUCUAAUACCAAGUACCAAGCCAAGCCAACCCCGGCACAGGUUCUCGCUGGACGGGCUGGUGUUGGGUCACUGAGUGGCGAUGGGCGGAUUUCAACGGAUUACGAUACAUCACCGCCAUAUUCGCCUGACUUGCGGCCAGUGCAUGACGUACUAGUUCCUAGACUAAGCACGGACAUGUCGGCAAGGUCAUCGAGACCAAGCUCACCGAUAGCGAGUUCACCGAGCAAAAACCCCCUGACCAAAGUUAGGAGCAUAUUCCGAGAUCGCAGUAACGAGCGUUUGGCUGAGCUCCCAUCACACAUCGGAAGAGACGAGAACCCCGAAUCAACGCAGUUUCUGUACGAUCGGCAACCAGUAGAGUCUCCAACCACACUAGGAUUUGCAACUGGCAUGCUUUCACCUCCCAAGCGGAAGACCUCCCGUAGUCCUCUUCGCAAAAUAGUGACAAAAGGAACCGACUCUAGCCAAAAGUCGAAUAAGAGCACAGGGAUUUACAAACUUCGGGAGGAUGGUAACAGUAGCCUGAAAGGGCUAUUCCGGGGUCAACGCAUUGAUAGUGUUUUGCGUAGUGGUGUCUCCAAAGUCAGCGAUAUGUUCUGGCGAAAAGAGGCUGCCCCAGGUCCCUUGGACAAGUAUGAUUCUUCGGAUGAGUCUGAUGCGGAGAGUCGAGGAAGGUCCAGAUCCUUACCCAGGUCGCCACCACGAAAAGUCAGUCGUAGUCCGUCUAACCACGGGAAGGCGAACGGGGAGAAGAACUACCUGGAUGUUAUGCCACAGUUUAUACCCACCGCGGAAAAGCGUCAUAGCAAGUCCAAGUCCGUUGGCGGCUCGAUCGACCAGAACGGUUUGCUUAGCGCUAGUCCCCCUUCGCAACCGCUCAGCCGUCGGUCCUCCCGCUUUGAACUCUUGAAACCGCCCAAAAUCGACGUUCAGAAUGCAUCGCCGACGUCAUCUCCAGGUCCGCUGGAGAUCACUUCCUUACGUCCAUGGGGGCCUUCCGACGUACCUGACGUGGAAGGCUCGCGGAAGAGCAGCGUCAAUACAGACGCUGGUGGUGUACAAGACGCCGACGCUCGUCUGAACGCCAUGUUAUCCAUGGCUAAAGGACGUCAACUCGUCAACAGUGCCUCGGCAGGAUGCUGGUCCAUAGCCGCCGACCGAGCGAACGCCACUCCCGUCCCUCCCCAGACCAUCGUGUCCAAGCGGGAGAUUGCCCGAUUACGUGCGCUUCUCCUAAGCUCCGGCAUCCACGCAAUGGAAAUCGACAGACGCGCUAAAGCCGACAAGCUCUUGAACACCUCCAACAAGACCGACGAGAACGCCAACACCACAACAGCUAAUAGCCACAUCAACAACAACUCCCGUCUCUCCUGGCCAGACAUAGUCGCCCUCUCCCCCGACCCUUCCGCUCGUCAACAGCUCCUUGUCCGCCCCAUUGCCCAGAUCGAUCUCUUCCCCUUGGCCGCCAACAUCCUCUCCACCUCCAUCCAAAACUCUGCAACGGCAUUCCAGUCCUCCGUCGCCGUCUUCCAAACACAAACCGCCCCGCGCAUGACCAACCGCGUCGAAGCGCUGCGGAGCCGAAUCAGCGGCGAGCUGACGGAGAUGACGAGGCGAGCGGCCGAGGAGGCGGAUGACGCCGGCGGCGAUCUGAUGACGCACCAGCGGCUGAAGGUGGGUGAGGAGAGCUGGGUGGUUGGCGGUUGA